Molecule: messenger RNA, 723 nt
Organism: Physeter macrocephalus (sperm whale)
Lineage: Eukaryota; Metazoa; Chordata; Mammalia; Artiodactyla; Physeteridae
Product: sterile alpha motif domain-containing protein 5-like
Exons: 2
Coding region: 1-723 (240 amino acids)
Molecular function (GO): protein binding
Source: RefSeq, a predicted model, not a curated record
AUGUGCACCAACAUAGUUUACGAGUGGCUGAAAGCGCUGCAGCUCCCGCAGUACGCGGAGUCCUUCGUGGAUAACGGCUACGAUGACCUGGAGGUGUGCAAGCAGAUCGGGGACCCGGACCUGGACGCCAUCGGGGUGCUGGCGCCCGCGCACCGGCGCCGCAUCCUGGAGGCCGUGCGCCGGCUGCGGGAGCAGGACGCCGCCGCCGCCGGCCUCUACUUCACGCUGGAGCCGCAGCCGCCGCCCGCGCCACCCGGGCUGCCCGCGGUCGCCGUCCCCACUCGCCGCCGGGGGGAGCCUUGCGGCGGCCAGGCCCAGGGCCCCCGCGGGGACCCCCGCAGCCAGACGACCGCCCCUCGCGGCAAGGAGCUGGUGAGCUACCCGAAACUGAAGCUGAAGAUCAUGAUCAGGGAUAAGCUCGUCCGCGACGGCAUCCACCUGAGCAAGCCCCCGUACUCCCGCAAGGUAAGGAGGCGGCGUGGGCGCGCGGCGGGAGGGACGCGGCCCGGCCGCUCCUGCCCAGGCUUGGCAGCCCACUUUUCCCAGGAAACGACGGGAGACGAGGAGGCUCCGGAACUAUAUAAAGACGGGGCGCCGGCGGCGGCGGCGGAGAAUCUAGGGGCGGCGCGGAGCGGCUCCCCCAGCCGCCAGUGCCUGCGAGCUCCAGGCUGCUUGGGGAAUUCACUUUGCCGCUUUUCCGCUUCUGCCUCUUCAGGCUUCUGA